Messenger RNA from Nymphaea colorata (pocket water lily), 1434 nucleotides. RefSeq names its product protein YIP4b-like. The record is from RefSeq and is a predicted model, not a curated record. Gene Ontology annotation, biological process: endoplasmic reticulum to Golgi vesicle-mediated transport. The transcript is spliced from 3 exons. Gene Ontology annotation, cellular component: membrane; trans-Golgi network. Lineage: Eukaryota; Viridiplantae; Streptophyta; Magnoliopsida; Nymphaeales; Nymphaeaceae. The coding region runs from base 53 to 883 and encodes 276 amino acids.
UUCGCUCUCUCUCUCUGUAGAUCGGGAGGAGUUUUCCGGCGAAGGAGCCGAGAUGUCGCACAACGGCACCGUCCCCCUUCAUCCUUCUUCCCAGUCGGACAUUGACGAGAUCGAGAACCUCAUCAACCAGAGCGUCCAGGCGGCCAGCCUCCAUGGAUCCGUUCCCGUCGCCCCUGCCCGGCCGCCGAGCCCGCCCAGGGUGUCGAUCCCCGUCUCUUCCGCCACCUUCGUCCCGUCCUCCAUUCCGCCGUCGACCCAGAAGCCCACACCUCCCGUUCCACCCGUGGCGCCGAGUUCGAACUCCAACAUGAGACAGAACCUUGCGGCGGACGCGUUCGGUUCGGCUCCCAACACGCUCACGGAACCUGUUUGGGACACGGUGAAGCGGGACCUGUCGAGAAUCGUGAGCAAUUUGAAGUUGGUGGUCUUCCCGAAUCCUUUUCGUGAAGAUCCGGGGAAGGCGUUGAGAGAUUGGGAUCUGUGGGGCCCUUUCUUCUUCAUCAUAUUCCUCGGUCUUGCAUUGUCCUGGUCGGCGUCCGUGAAGAAGUCUGAAGUUUUUGCUGUUGCUUUUGGGGUCCUUGCUGCUGGUGCUGUCAUUCUAACACUUAAUGUCCUUCUUCUGGGUGGACAUAUCAUCUUUUUCCAAAGUCUCAGCCUUCUGGGGUACUGCCUCUUCCCUCUGGAUGUUGGAGCUUUUCUUUGCAUGUUGAAAGACAAUGUGAUACUUAAAAUUAUUGUCGUGUCAAUAACACUGGCAUGGAGCUCAUGGGCUGCUUAUCCAUUCAUGAGUGCUGCUGUCUCACCCAGAAGAAAAGCUCUCGCCCUAUACCCAGUCUUCCUUAUGUACAUCUCAGUUGGUUUCCUUAUAAUUGCUAUAGAUUAGCAGGCAUUGUUUUUUUCAUCGUGCGAGGCUUCAUCAACAAUGUCCAGAAUUUCUUCGUAACUGUUACAGAUUAACGGGCAAUGUUUCUUCAUCUUGCAAAGCUUGAUGAACAAUAUCCAGAAUGCUUUUUUCUUUAAGUUCAGCUGUUGGAGGUAAUUCAUCCAGAGAUAUUCUCAAGGAGCUGCUGGUUUUGAUUUUGUGUUGUCCUGUUAUGCAGUCAAUACUGAUAGCUGGAAGGAUGGAGUUUGUUAUAUACGGUCAGGUCUAUCCUCCCCACUUCAAUUGUUGUAUACCCAUUCACACGGUAAUUGUGGUAAAUACUAUUUUAAGAGGCGUAGGAUAAAAAAAUUGGAGUCCAUCGUGGCAAUUCAUGUACUUUUGUUUCUUUUCUCUCCACAACGGCUUAUUUUUUGUAAUGGUUCUCUUUUUUGUGCAGCAAUUUUGCACAACAGUUUCGAACGUAAUCUGGUAGUAUUAUUCUUAGUUUGUGAGAUUUUGGUUCUCAUUUUUAAGACUAAUUUAUCUGAAAUGUAAAUACCAAUUUCUCCUUA